AUGCUCGCCCGCAGGGCGUCUGCCCUGCCGGUGGUGCCCCGCGGCCUCUGGGGCUGCCGCGGCGCGGGGCCCGCGCCCGGCGGGCUGGCUGCUGGAUGGGAGCGGCUCAACGAGCUGGCGGCGCGCGGCGACGUCCCAGGCGCAGAGGCCGUUUUCUCGUCGAUCAUCGGCGAGGUCUCCCCCUCCAAGCGGACCAUGGCCUUCAACACCAUUCGGGCCUGCGCCAACGCGGGGGACUUCGGCGAGGCCUGCUGCUGGUUCGAGCGCAUUCGGCGGCGCUUGUGCCAAGGCGAGAACCUUCGGGAAGCUCCUCAAGGCCCUGGCGGAGGCUGGUCGGCCUGA
This is a messenger RNA of Prorocentrum cordatum, 342 nucleotides long. NCBI's taxonomy places the organism in Eukaryota, Dinophyceae, Prorocentrales, Prorocentraceae. The record is from the annotation of a GenBank genome assembly.